Molecule: messenger RNA, 2442 nt
Organism: Megalops cyprinoides (Indo-Pacific tarpon)
Lineage: Eukaryota; Metazoa; Chordata; Actinopteri; Elopiformes; Megalopidae
Product: zinc finger and BTB domain-containing protein 5-like
Exons: 2
Coding region: 275-2404 (709 amino acids)
Biological process (GO): regulation of transcription by RNA polymerase II
Cellular component (GO): nucleus
Molecular function (GO): RNA polymerase II cis-regulatory region sequence-specific DNA binding; DNA-binding transcription factor activity, RNA polymerase II-specific; protein binding
Source: RefSeq, a predicted model, not a curated record
CUAGCAAGGACAAACUGACUAGCUAAUGUUAGCUAGACUAGCUGUGUGUAGUCUUAUUUAACUGUGCCAGUGUUGUGUAGCCUGCCAGCUAGCUAGCUAACGUAGCUAUGUAGCGAUAUCAUGUUACGACUGUGCUAGUUCGCUAGCAGGCAAUUUUUAAAAUUGUGUUUCAUAUAGCUAGUUAGCGAGAUCUAGCCAACUUAGCUAGCUGUCUGUCAUAUGUGGAGUACAACUGGAUUUUACAUGACAAAGAAGUAGACUGAUUGUUUCGGUCAUGGAUUUCCCAGGGCACUUUGACCAGAUCUUCCAGCAGCUGAACUACCAGCGCCUGCACGGGCAGCUGUGUGACUGCGUGAUCGUGGUGGGCAGCCGGCACUUCAAGGCCCACCGCUCGGUGCUGGCGGCCUGCAGCACGCACUUCCGCGCCCUCUUCACGGUGGCCGAGGGCGACGGCAGCAUGAACAUGAUCCAGCUGGACAGCGAGGUGGUGACGGCCGAGGCCUUCGCCGCCCUGGUGGACAUGAUGUACACCUCCACGCUCAUGCUGGGCGAGAGCAACGUGAUGGACGUGCUGCUGGCCGCCUCGCACCUGCACCUCAACGCCGUGGUCAAGGCCUGCAAGCACUACCUGACCACCCGCACGCUGCCUAUGUCCCCGCCGGGGGACAGGACCCCCCACCACCACCCCGACCAGCAGCAGGCCUCCUCCUCCAGCUCCCGGCUCCAGCGCUCUUUCCUGCUGCAGCAGCUCGGCCUCAGCCUGGUCAGCUCGGCCCUGGGCGGGAUCGACGAGGCGGGGCGCGGGGGAGGGGGCGGCGGCGGGGGCGUGGUUGAGCAGCGGGCCUCCUUCCCCAUCCGCCGCUUCCACAAGCGCAAGGCGUCCUCCUCCUCCCUGGCCACGCCCGAGGACCGCCCCCGGCAGAGGCCUCGCCCCCUGGCCGACCCGGAGGAGCCGCUGAUGAUGCGGAUGGGGGACGGGGGCGGGGAGCCGUUCUCCCCGGACUCGGUCAAGAUGGGCGAUGGGCCGAAGCCGGAGAAGGGCGCCGGGGCGGAGGAGCAGAAGUACGGGGUGGGGCCGUUGCAGGAGGACGCGCAGGUCCCCAGCCAGUCGGACGGCGGGCGCGGGGGUGACCAGGCGGCCCUGGAGCCCGGGCAGGGGAAGGAGGAGUACCCGGACGGGCAGCAGCCCGGCGAGGGGGUGGUCGUUAAAGUGAAGGAGGGCGGGGAGGAGGAGGAGCCGCAGCAGAUGCGCGUGGUGGUGAAGACGGAGCCGCUGAGCUCGCCGGAGCCCCCCGACGAGACCAGCGACGUCACCUCGCAGGCGGAGGGCAGCGACCAUGCCGAGCCCGGCGCCGACAAGAUCGAGCUCAGCCCCGAGAGCAGCGACCGCAGCUUCUCGGACCCCCAGUCCAGCACGGACCGCAUGGGUGAGGCGCACCUGGUGGAGGGGGGCGGGGGCGGAGGGGGCGCUGGUGGGGACGGAGGGGGACGGGGGUCGGCGGGAGGAGCGACCGCCGUCAGCGACGGAAUGGACAGCAAGCAGGGCUUCAGCAUCUCCAGCUUCCUCUGCGCCAAGGGCUUCGGCGGGACGGGCUCGGCGGCCGCCUCCGUCGGGGACGACAACCUGCCCAACACGACCACCGCAGAGUGCCGGCUGGAAGGGGAGGCGGGCGGGUUCCUGCUGAGCCCGGAGGCGGUCAGUGGCUCCUCGUCCUCCUCGGUGGCGCACCCCGGCUCCCACCACCCCCACCAGCACUUCCUCCCCGGCGAGUCGCACCCUUUUGGCGACGUCCACCCCGACGCCCUCUUCCUGCGGCCCAUCCAGGAGGGGCUGGGCUUCCAGCGGGCAGGGGCCGACCAGUUUGCCCUGGACUUCCAGCGGUCCAGCCUGGGCCUGCACUCCCUCUCGCGCUCCGCUAGGGGCUCGAACCUGGGCUUCCCCGGCUACCGCCGCAUCGCUCCCAAAAUGCCCCCGAACGGCGGCGGGGGGGCCCUGCGCGGGGAUGGCGCUCAGCUCCAGGACGCCUCCUCCUCCUCCGGCGCAGCAGGGGGCGCCCUCCUCCUGAACGGGGUCGGCUACGAGGGCGCGGGGGGCCCGCCGGCCGCGCCCCCGCAGCUGACCCGGGCCUCGGCGGACGUCCUCUCCAAGUGCAAGAAGGCGCUCUCCGAGCACAACGUCCUGGUGGUGGAGGGCGCGCGCAAGUACGCCUGCAAGAUCUGCUGCAAGACCUUCCUGACGCUGACGGACUGCAAGAAGCACAUCCGCGUGCACACGGGCGAGAAGCCCUACGCCUGCCUCAAGUGCGGCAAGCGCUUCAGCCAGUCCAGCCACCUGUACAAGCACUCCAAAACCACCUGUCUGCGCUGGCAGAACAGCAACAACCUUCCCAGCUCGCUGCUCUAAUCGGCCCCACUCCACCCUGCCCCUCGCCAAAAAAAAAA